AAAAUGUAAAAGAGAAAAAAAGAAAACGGAAAUCGUUGAAAACUUAUCGACCUGAAUAUUUGAAAACAUUUAUUUGUUUUAUAGCACUAUUUAUAUCAUUAUUUUUAAAUCAACUUGUGAUUUGUCUAGCUCAUGAUGUUACUAGUAGAGAUGCCUUACCGGACUUGGUAUUUGCAAUAAUACCGCAGCAAGAAUGGGCUUUAGCUGUCGGAGAUAUGCUAACCGGGAUCGCGGGUGUUCUUGCACUCGGAUUUAUUAUUGUGUUUCAUCGAUAUCGAUUUAUCGUUUUACGUCGACUGAUAUUCACUGUAACUGUACUGUAUACAUUUCGGGCUGUUUGCUUAGCUGUUACGCAUAUACCGGCAAGUUACGAUAAUAAUUACCAUAAAUGUGUAAAACCAAAUCAUCAAGCAACAAUAUUGAGUGUUCUGAGACGAUUUGCACAACACUCUUUCAAGCUGGGCCUACAAAUCAAUGAAAAUGGUAAGCUGAUCUGUGGUGAUCUUCUCUUUUCCGGACAUACAAUAUUUGUUUCCACAACAACAUUCUAUUUCAAUCACUAUUCACCACAUUCCAUUUGGCCGUUAAGAUGGUGCUUAAUAUUGAUGUGCAUUGGAGGUAUGAUAUGCUUAUCAAUAUCACGAACACAUUAUAGCGUUGAUGUGUUAAUUGCUUACUGGUUAUCCAGUUUCCUUUUCAGCCUUUAUCAUUCAUUCAUUCUGUUACCGCAUCAAAUACGUAUCCGAACACGUGCCUAUCGUCGUUUGCUACUAUUUUGGACGAUGUACGAAUUGGAAGUGAAUGUACCGUCGGGACGUUUACGAAAUGAAAUAGAAUGGCCAUUACGGUGGCCGAAAUGUCUGAAACAAUGUGUGAGCAAUUGGAAUCGACGAGAUGUGGAAACGAUAGCUGGUUCUAUUGCAGAGAAAUUAGAUGCGCAUCGUAUCAAGACACAUUUGUAG
This is a messenger RNA of Acanthocheilonema viteae, 962 nucleotides long. Lineage: Eukaryota; Metazoa; Nematoda; Chromadorea; Rhabditida; Onchocercidae. The record is from the annotation of a GenBank genome assembly.